This is a messenger RNA of Solanum dulcamara, 1977 nucleotides long. RefSeq lists its product as uncharacterized. NCBI's taxonomy places the organism in Eukaryota, Viridiplantae, Streptophyta, Magnoliopsida, Solanales, Solanaceae. The record is from RefSeq and is a predicted model, not a curated record. The transcript is spliced from 7 exons. The coding region runs from base 353 to 1828 and encodes 491 amino acids.
CAUCAAAAUAGUCAAAAACAACACAUAAAAGUAGCUCCUUUUCUCUCUCCCUAUUUUAUGAACUUAGGGGAAACUGAAAAAAGGCAGAAGCGAAAAUCCAGUUUCUUCUAAAUUGAGAUCCAGAAAUCGGAAUUCUCUGCCUAUUUUCUCAAGGGGUAUGCUGGAUAGAUGGGCUCUACUUCAAAAGAUUAGGCAAUGUUGUCUCCCAGGAUUUGUCCAGGACAUUGUCUUUUCCCUUUCCUUAAAGGUCCACUAGAUGUGGUUUUACCAUUACAUAUCUUUGGCUAAAACUUCUGUCUGAUAUGUAGUAUUUGUUUCUCCAACUAUUGUGCCAAUCUCUCAUCAAGUUCUUAUGGGAGACUCGUUUAAUCCCACCCCUGGGACAAAGUCUAUGGUCACAACUGCUAUCACUGCCAAAAAUGAAUCUAAACAGCACAUCAUUUCUUCUGGAUCGAACUCUUUUGCAAAUGUAAGACAGAUUGAUCUGAUAAAAUAUGGGAAGCAGAGAAGGGGAAGUUGUAAUCAGUUAGUUUUCUUUCUGAUUAAAGUUGCUGCCUUGGAGACUGUGCGGAGGAUCUCACGGUCCAAAUGUCCAUUCGUAUGGUCUGGCCUGCAAGCUCUGCAAGUUGUGUGCUACCCACCACUGAAGUGGAUGCAAAGGUGGAAUCCUUUCAGGGUUCUGGUUGAAGGCAUGCAGAUGCUAUCGCGGCCACUGCUAGUGCUAUCUAUUGCUACAGCAUUUUCUGAUCAUUCAGGAUUCAAUAAUGAUACCUCAGAUAGCAUUCAAGGUUCCCCGGUAUCCAAUGAUUCGCAUGCUGAUUCAGACUCCCAGCUAGAAGUCUCUUCUGAGCAGUCUAUCCCAAGUGAAAGGGUUGGCAAUGAAGUUUCUCAAAGUCUGUCUUCCACUAGUACCGCAAGUUGGUUGCAUCUGCUUUACAAAGAUCUGGAAAAGCAAGGAAUUUUCUUGCCUGAGAGAGUUGAUGAAGAGGAACUCCAUCAAUUUUUUACAGCUGCAGAUGGAGAUUUUAUUCGCUUACUUUCUUCAGUGAAGAAGACAAUUCGCUGGAGGGAAACAUACAGAAUUCUUUCCAGCCAAGAACUUGAAGUGUGGUCAAAUAUGGUCUUUUGGCAUGGAUUUGAUGUGCAGAAUCGUCCCUGCCUCAUUGUCCGUCUUGGCUUAGCGUGCAUCAGCUUGCCAUCUCGUGACAGACCUUGCUUUGCUCAAGCAGUUGUAUCUCAGGUGGAGCAUGGGGUUCUUCAUUUGGUGGACCCUCGAAAUUCUCAAAUUACUGUUUUGGUAGACUGUGAAGGAUUAUCUCCACUGAGACUUCCCAUGCAAAUGCUGAGAUCCUGUUCUACUCUUUUGCAAGAUCACUUCCCCAACCGUCUAGGCUGUUUAUUCAUUAUACGCCUUCCACCUAUUGUUCGAGUUGUCGCACAAACCUUUGUGCAAGUUUUCAAACCUGUCACUCGGCAAAAAAUGAGAUUUGAAGGGGAAAUGUACCAAAAGCUUCUUUCUGAGUGUUUGCAAACACUCCCGUCUUAUCUUGGUGGGCUGUGCACAUGCUCAAGAUGUGCAAGCUUUGACAUUGGCAAGAUGCAUAACACUCGCAUGAAUGACCAUCAAGAGGCAGCAGUAACUGAAAUUAUUAACAAUCCACUGGAUCUAGCACCACUCCAUUCAGGUGAACAUACUGAAAUUCCGGCGAAUUAUAACUUUGACCGGGUCCUAAGAAAGGCUGUGGUAGGUAUCCUUUUGUUCUGGGUUAUUGCUGUUUUAAUUGCUGGAGUAUUUGAUCCAGAAAGUCGUCCCAUUUUACCUCCUUGAGCUCAGGAUAGUAAAUUCUUGAACUUCUCAUUGCACAUCUACUCUUGUCGAAAAUAUCAUGUGGUAGCUAGUAUUGGCCACAGUGUAAUGGCAAUUAUCUAUUCACGUCAAAUAUUUGUUUACUGGAAUGGGACGUUUUGGUGCUUGUU